GAAAGAGGUGUGUGAAGAGGAGGAGGAGGGGAUUGAAGUCGCUGUGGGGAAACAUCGACCUGUUUCAGGAAGAACAGAUGAACCUUAUGUUGGGGAGUUUUUGCGUAAAACAGAAAAACUCGCUGAAAACACGUUUUGGAUUCAAACUUUGUUUCCUGGAUGUCGGCUGGCUGGCAGUGCACACAUGGAGGGUUGUAGGAUGUUCUGCUGAACUCAUCAGAGCAGGAGACCCACGGACCGGACCAGGACGAUGAGGGACCGGCUGGCUGAGCUGACCGCUAGUAACACACAAGCUGAGGAGGAUGUGACGGUCUCUGUGGACACUGACGGCUUCAUGGAGACAUAUUUCAGGAGGGUGGAGGAGGUCAGAGGGCUGAUCGAUAAGAUCUCCUACCAAGUGGAAGAGGUGAGGAAGGUACACAGCAUGAUCCUGUCUGCACCCAACCCAGACGACAGUACCAAGAAUCAGCUGAGUGCACUGACCAACGAUAUCAAAGGGAAUGCCAAUGUGGUGCGAGCUAAGCUAAAAUCCAUGGAACAAAACAUGCCAAAAGAUGAUGUUGCUAAUAGAGCUUCUGUCGACUUCAGGAUCCAGAAAACACAGCACACGGUGCUAUCCAGGAAGUUUGUGGAGGUCAUGACCCAGUACAACGCCACUCAGGUGUCGUUUCGAGAACGGAGCAAAGGAAGGAUCCAGAGACAACUGGAGAUAACUGGAAGAGUGACCACCAAUGAAGAACUGGAGGACAUGUUGGAAAGUGGAAAUCCAUCAAUCUUCACAUCUGAUAUCAUUUCUGAUUCCCAAAUCACACGGCAGGCUGUGAAUGAGAUUGAGUCUCGUCACCAGGACAUUAUGCGUUUGGAGUCCAGCAUCAGAGAGCUUCAUGCAAUGUUCAUGGACAUGGCAAUGCUGGUAGAAACUCAGGGUGAUAUGGUGAACAACAUCGAGAAUAAUGUCUCGAAUGCAGCUGAGUAUAUUUGUCGUGCAAAAGAAGAGACUAAAAAGGCGGUGAGAUACCAGAAGAAAUCACGCAGGAAAUACAUCAUCCUUGCCUUUGCUCUGUUGAUCCUGCUUGCUGUCAUCGCACUAAUUGUUGGCCUGUCUGUUGGRCUAACCAAACGUGCUGUGUGAGACUUUCUGUGACUACUGUGUCAGAAACUCCUCUACCUCGCCGUGUGUGGAAGUCUCCUUCUUGUACUCAUCAUUUUAAUUGGAGUCUUUGGGUAAUGGACUUUUUCAUUUACGAACCUCACAGCGAGCUGUGAUGAACUUUGGCUGGCUUCACAAUACGACUGCCGUUCUCCAUUCACCACUUUUACAAAGAAGAUGCCUUUAGCACAGAGGAACAAAACUAUGAUGGAUUUAAAGCACUUUGAAUGAGUUACAUCAGACUUUUUAAAAUUAAGCUGUUCAGGAGCAGCGCUGUAUGCCCAAACCAGAAUGUGAGGAUCUCACUGACGUUACAUCAUAUUUGUACUUUUUUUCUCUCUGUUGUUGCUUUUUUUCCUGUUGAGUGGCUGUCUCGUAGCAACAUAUAGCAUCAAUGUUGGGGGAAAAAAAUGGCACACAUGCUGAUGUAAGUGGUGUAAGUUUUAAAUAGGUUACUCUGAUAUAUAAUAAGUUGUACACUGAUGCCAACAUACAUGCACAAAAUUUCCACUGUAUGCCGAUGUUUUGCUAAGUUAAGCAUAGGUUACAGGUAUGUGACAGAUAGGUUAUGCACAAGUUUACAUGUUACAUGUAAGUUACUCAUACAUUGGAAACCAGAUGAGUACAUUUACUGCAGAGCUUAUGUGCAAUGUUAGCAUGUUAAAUGUUACAUCACAACAUGCCACGCAAACUUAAUGUUGGGCAUAAGCUCUGCAUACAGCAGGUCAAAAAUCACUGUCAUAUGUUUGUUUACAUUAUGAAUAAUGUCUGGUUCACACGGCAAGAUUUUAAAAUUGUCGGUUGAUUUUCAAAGACUGAGAGUCCACAUAUGAAGAUAAAAAAAUCUCAAAUAUAACAGGUUUGGUUCCACAGUGUGGUGUACAUCCAAACGACAAAAGACAACACACCAUACACGGAUAGAUUUCUCUCACGAACAUUUACACGUCAGAUGGGAAAUCUCACAAAAUCUCUUGAGAUCAAACAUGAGCUCAUAGUAGAUAAAAUGGCAGAUGAGGACGAGGCAAUGGCAAUCGUUUGUGGACUACUUUUAACGGAGACAAAACAAAAAGAUGUCUCUGAUGUCCAUAGCUGCUGUUUUGUCUUCUGUAUUUUGGAUUUCCUUUCGUGUUUUCAUCACCUUGUUUUCUGAUGGGCUACAUGUCACAUUUGACAGGCUGUAUGCUUGUUUGUCCCCGGGGAAACACCACACACGCUGGGAUAUCGGGCCAAGACGUAUUUAAUAUGUUGAAUUUCCCAGAUUUGAGGUCGAAGUAGUUCAGGUGUCUUUCCAAGCCGAUUAGAUCACUCGUAACACACCACACUUGGCAGGAAUAUCUCAUAAGAUUACUUUUAGAGCCAUCACUAUAAACAGGGAAUCAAGAUUGUUGGAAAGGCGAAAUCUGACCAAAAUUCACACAUUACUGUGCUGAGUUUUGACCCGAUUUCGCAAUAAUCUUUGGACAAGUUAUGGAUGACUUUCUCACAAGUUAUAUUUUCAUUCAACACUGUCAAACAAUGACAUUUUAGACAACUUACACCAACUUGUGAAAAUUUUGUUAUGACUAAUUUACUCAUAGGUUAUGUGUUUGUUCAACUCAUUGGCAGUAAGGAAUGUUUACAUCCAAACAAGGCUUCCAGUAAAUUAAAAAUUUUAUUCCAUCUUUAAUGCACUCCAGUGUGUUGGACAAAAUAUACAUUCAUCGACAUAAGUUGUAACCUGGAAUGUCACUUAAGUUGUAUAAAAUAUAGUCUGACAGAACCUUUAGAUAUAUUAGAUAUGUUUUAAUAUAUUUUAAAGCAAUAUUGUAACAGUUUGGAAAAUGAUCUGUGUUCUUAUAUAUAAAAAUAAUCCAUCUGUUUUAAUAACAUGGACCUCCUCAGCUGUGUUGCAGCUUCACGUCAUGCACACAUAAACAUCUGAUUAAAAACCAGAAAACAAUCUUAGUCACAAAAACAAGCCUUUCUAGAGUUGUACAAAGUUUUGACAAAUGUAAUUGUCUCUUUCAACAGCUGAUGCAGUUUGAGUUUAAAUGUUUUCAUGCCUGCUCCCAUGUUCUUUUAGUGAAUGUUCUUUAGAAAUAGAAAAUACCUAAGAACUCAAUAGCAUUCAUUUUCAUUUCCUUAGCUAAGUUUGAACAAUCAGUGACACAGCAGAUCUCACAUGUCUUCUUUACAUUCUGCUUAAUGAAUUAACUUAUUGAACUGUAUUUAUGAUAGUCUUUGUGUGUCAUGACUGAAAUAUUUGUUCUGGAAAAAGUGGUGCAGUGGCCACUUUUUGGGAUUUUUUUUUCAAGAGCACACAUUUUAACAUUUUGUAUUUUAUACUGGAGCUAUAAAAUUAAAUAACUUCAUUAAAAAGUAAAAU
This is a messenger RNA of Austrofundulus limnaeus, 3515 nucleotides long. It is a transcript of the gene stx2b, whose product is annotated as syntaxin 2b. Gene Ontology annotation, biological process: synaptic vesicle fusion to presynaptic active zone membrane; exocytosis; intracellular protein transport. The transcript has 12 exons. The record is from RefSeq and is a predicted model, not a curated record. Gene Ontology annotation, cellular component: plasma membrane; endomembrane system; presynaptic active zone membrane. Bases 251 to 1132 code for a protein of 293 amino acids. Gene Ontology annotation, molecular function: SNAP receptor activity; SNARE binding. Lineage: Eukaryota; Metazoa; Chordata; Actinopteri; Cyprinodontiformes; Rivulidae.